UACAUCUGGAUUUUUCUUGGAAUACAAUCAUGAAAUUUCUUCAGGAUUUAGAGGACGCAAAGGCCAAAAGAAAGAGUCUCAAACCUCUCGUUGAGAGACGUCGGAGAGAGAGAAUGAACCGCAGUCUGGAAAGUCUGAAGACUCUGCUACAGCCACAGGAAGCGAAUCAGCGCAGAGUGGAGAAAGCUGAGAUACUCGAGCACACAGUCCUCUUCCUAAAGAACACUGCCAAAGUAGACAACACCAGAGAUGGGGGUGGAGGAGGCCAGAAAUACUCCUUCCAAGACGGCAUCUCCACCUGCCUGCAGAAAGCAGCUCACUUCCUGGGACCUGAAGGGAAAGGCCUGUGGCUUGGAUCAGCACUGGAUGCAUCUUUUGCCGCUCGCCUUUCCUAUUCAGACUCAGACUCUGCAGGCGUUCAGACGAGGACCGAAGCUGAUUCCUCCUCCAGCUCUCUGCUUCUCAGGAAGUCCUCCAGGUCCAUUCUUCGGAUGCUGAUACACAGGUCCGGGAACAGACUUUGCACGCCUGCCCAUACUGUGGUCAGCUGUGUUCCGAACUGCGGAGAAUCACUUUGCUCUCCUACAACUUCCCAACAGCCCCACAAAGUGGCGAGUCGAGCGAGCAAACAGAGCCAGCCGGUCAACCAGUCACUGUGGAGGCCCUGGCCCUGA
This is a messenger RNA of Micropterus dolomieu (smallmouth bass), 674 nucleotides long. Its product is annotated as transcription factor HES-2-like. The record is from RefSeq and is a predicted model, not a curated record. Bases 30 to 674 code for a protein of 214 amino acids. Lineage: Eukaryota; Metazoa; Chordata; Actinopteri; Centrarchiformes; Centrarchidae. Gene Ontology annotation, biological process: regulation of neurogenesis; regulation of transcription by RNA polymerase II; anterior/posterior pattern specification. Gene Ontology annotation, cellular component: nucleus. The transcript has 3 exons. Gene Ontology annotation, molecular function: RNA polymerase II cis-regulatory region sequence-specific DNA binding; protein dimerization activity; DNA-binding transcription factor activity, RNA polymerase II-specific.